GGACAUCGUUACUUACUGUUGUCACAUGUUGCAUUUGAAUGGAUGGAUAGACAGAAAAUGGAAGAGGGGUUGAGGAGGGAUGGAGAAGAGAUAUUGAUAGGGAGAGGAUUUGAGAAGAAACUGAAAAUGUUUAUCAAUAGGAAGUUGAAAAGAUGA
This is a messenger RNA of Sphenostylis stenocarpa, 156 nucleotides long. The record is from the annotation of a GenBank genome assembly. Lineage: Eukaryota; Viridiplantae; Streptophyta; Magnoliopsida; Fabales; Fabaceae.